This is a messenger RNA of Formica exsecta, 4499 nucleotides long. It is a transcript of the gene ttv, whose product is annotated as exostosin-1. Gene Ontology annotation, molecular function: glycosyltransferase activity. The transcript is spliced from 8 exons. The coding region runs from base 1082 to 3217 and encodes 711 amino acids. The record is from RefSeq and is a predicted model, not a curated record. Gene Ontology annotation, cellular component: membrane. Lineage: Eukaryota; Metazoa; Arthropoda; Insecta; Hymenoptera; Formicidae.
AGCACAGUAAUUGAGAUCGGUAUGCGUUAGAUAUAUCACAUUUUAUGUAUACAUUCGCGCAACAUCGACAUAUUGGGAUUCUGCGACAAAAAGUCACACGUGAACAGCCGAGUUUGAAAAAAUUAUUCGUUAAAUCUCCAUUCUCUCUCUAAACUCAUUUGUGCAACCUGAGAAAAUCAUUUCGCUCAUAAGAAAAUCCUUGUCAAACUCCCGCGCGUCGCGCCGCCGUUUCGCCUGUCGCUCUCACGAGGCAACGAACGUCAGCGAACGUCAAGUACGCGAAUCGGAGUAUAGACGAUUUGCCAGUCUAAUCGUUUCAACGUCAUCGCACGUAAUUCGCGUUGCUUUUUAAACCAAUUAUAUCCGAUGCACCGCGGCGUGCAAUGAUCUUGCAUUAGCCGCGGGCGUUCGCCGAUCAAUGUCACGCGUGUCGAUCCGUCACCGGCCGAAAAUGCGAAUGGGCGUAAAAUCGCCGCCGGCGGGCCCGACGACGUCGUACGCCGCGCUUCCCAACUAACCUACAAGCUAAACGAUGCGUCGAUAUGGGGGUGUGCUCGUAGAUAUCGUGUAUCGCUCGUAGAGAGAUCGUGAUGAGUCGCGACGCCCGUGCGUGCCGCUCGACGGCGACGUGGAUCGAAUCGGACGCGAUCGCUGACCGCGCGAGUUCCGGAUCGCGCUUCUUAUAGGUUAUCUCCGGAUCCCCGCAGCAGUUAACAGUACGAUAUUGUCACGUACGUACGCGCGACGCAUCUCAAGUAUCGUCGAAAAUACUGCGCGUAAACGGUGUUAAACGGUGUGAAAUUUCUCCACUCACGGCAUAUCACAUUUCGCACGGUCCGUCAUGUGUCUUGCGAAGGUCAAGCCGUUUGAGCCCUUCCUGUCGAUAGCUAGUUUAUGUCUCGGUUUCAAACAGCAAUACAAAAGAGCAAGUGUGACUACAUUUUGGAGGAAUUUUUGAAUCGCAUAAGUAACUGUUAUAUAUAUAUAAUGUGCUUGUGACUAAAUAUAUAUCUUUUACAUUGGUAAAAUAAUGCUUAGGAUCAUCAUAUAUCUUUGUAUAACCUGACUGUAAAUUUUGAAAAUGCAAGCCAAGAAACGCUAUCUAUUAUUGUUUGUCACAUGCGCGUUUCUUGGUUACUGUUAUUUCGGCGGAUAUCGUUUGAAAAGCGAAAAAUGGACAGGCAGAUCUCAGUUGCCUUACGAGCGAUUGCCUUCAUAUUUAAGUCUAAAUGAAGAAUUCUAUGACAAAGAUUUAAAGACAUCCAGCGGGACUUUAGCUAUGUCCCAACGAGCAAAGCAUUGUCGCAUGGAAACCUGCUUUGACUUUACUAGAUGCAAGCAAGGUUUCACCGUAUAUGUGUAUCCAGUUGAGGAAGCGAUAAGUCCAUUAUACCAAAAAAUAUUAAAUGUUAUCACAGAAUCGAGAUAUUAUACGUCAGACCCAGCACGGGCAUGUAUAUUUGUCUUAGCCCUCGAUACAUUAGAUAGAGAUCCCUUAUCCACUGAAUUUGUACACAAUCUUCCUUCUAAACUGUUGCAUCUACCAUAUUGGAAUAAUGGAAGGAAUCAUCUGAUAUUUAACUUAUACUCUGGUACAUGGCCCGAUUAUGCAGAGGAAUCGCUGGCUUUUGAUGUGGGUUACGCUAUGCUUGCUAAAGCCAGCAUGUCCAUCUUUAGACAUAGGCCAAACUUUGACGUGUCGAUACCUUUGUUUGGCAAACAACAUCCAGAACGUGGUGGAGAAUCCGGCCAAGCGUUAGAAAAUAAUUUUCCCAAUAAUAAGAAAUAUGUGGCAGCUUUUAAGGGGAAACGAUAUGUACAUGGUAUUGGAUCUGAGACAAGAAAUGCUCUCUAUCACUUACAUAAUGGCAAAGAUUUAGUAUUUGUUACGACUUGUCGUCAUGGAAAAGCUUGGAGAGAAUUUCAAGAUGAACACUGUCAGCAAGAUAAUCAGGAAUAUGAUACGUACGACUAUGAGAUUUUAUUAAUGAAUGCAACAUUUUGUCUGGUUCCGCGAGGACGACGAUUGGGCAGUUUUCGGUUUCUAGAAGCUUUGCGGGCGGGAUGUAUUCCAGUUAUUUUAAGUAAUGGUUGGGCUCUUCCCUUUCACGAGCGUAUCGAUUGGACUCAGGCUGCCAUAUUUUCCGAUGAGAGAUUAUUACUUCAAAUUCCAGAUAUAGUACGAUCUGUAUCUAAUGUACAAAUUCUUAAAUUGCGACAGCAAACGCAAUUCUUAUGGGAGAGGUAUUUUUCAUCUAUCGAGAAGAUUGUGUUCACCGCGUUUGAGAAUAUUUGUGAGCGUUUGCCAUGGGAAGGCAUGCGAGAAAGAAUUGUCUGGAAUACUAGUCCCGGAGCACUAGUAAUUUUACCACAAUUCGCCGAUAGCCAGCAAGAACUUCCCUUUUCAAACAGUAAUCCUGGUAAUACUUUCACUGCCAUAAUCUAUUCGCAAUUGGGAUCUACUGCAGUUCUUUAUCGCCUUCUUCGGAGUCUCGCAAAAAGCAAGUACCUAGAUAAGAUAAUACUUAUGUGGAAUUCGGACAUUCCGGUGCCAAGAAAACCACGUUGGCAAGGUAUCAAAGCGUCAAUCCACAUUGUUGCGGUUGACGGUAUAUCCCAACGUUUCUAUCCUCAUCCGUUAAUCAAAACUAGUGCCAUAUUGUCGCUUGAUGAAGACGCUACUCUAAAUACCGAUGAGAUUGACUUCGCUUUUACGGUUUGGCGAUCGUUUCCCGAUCGAAUAGUAGGAUAUCCAGCGAGAUCUCAUUAUUGGGAUGAUUCAAAGCGUUCCUGGGGUUACACCAGUAAAUGGACAAACGACUAUAGUAUUAUUCUUACUGGUGCCGCUUUCUAUCAUCGCUACUACAAUACUUUGUAUACCGAGUUAUUGAGCUCGACCCUCCAUAAGACCGUGGAACAAUCGCAGAAUUGCGAAGAUAUACUUAUGAACUUCCUAGUGAGUCACGUUACACGAAGACCGCCCAUCAAAGUGACGCAGCGCAAGCUAUACAAGGACACUUCGGUAGCUGGAAUCAGAUCCCCGUGGAACGAUCCAGAUCAUUUCAUACAACGACAAACGUGUAUGAAUACGUUUGUCGCUGUCUUUGGGUAUAUGCCUCUGUUGCGAUCUAACAUGCGACUGGAUCCCGUUCUGUUCAAAGACUCUGUAAGUAAUCUACGCAAGAAAUAUAGGCAAAUUGAAUUAGUUAGCAAUUAGGAUUGUACAUGCAAUGCUCGAAUUUUUGCGCGCUAUUAUUUUAUUUUACAAGCGCGUUAAACACAAAAUCUGUGUUGCGAUACGAUACUGGAUCUGUUUCUUUUAAUUUACUUAUCUUUUUGUGUAUUUGAAAUAGAAAGUUUAUAUUAAGGAAACAAAAAAAUGAUAAAAAGGUAUAGUUAAAAAAAGCAGAUCUAUUAUCCUCAUCGUGCAAACGUACGAGAGUAAAAUAUAUGAGGAAUAUUUAAGCGUUUACGACCUACGCUGUUAUGAAUGUCAUCGGGCAGUAAAUCAAAGUCCGUUCUCCAGCAAGGACACACAGUGAUAUCUUGCGAUUUAUUUGUGAGUACUUUUGUACAAAUUGUAGAACAAAUUGUAGAAUUGUAACGAUGCAGUUUCUGACGAUGUCUCACAUAGCUAUUAUCUGCUGCGAGGCAGCAUUUAAUUGAUGUACAUACAAAUCGUUUUAUAAUUAUUAAUAAGAAAAAAAGUUAUUUAACAGAAGCGCUUAAACUUUUCACACACUGAUAAUUGGAAUAAUUUAAAUCGAUAAAUUGAUAGAAUCAUUUAAUCGGUUUAAUAAAAACAAAGGAAAAACAAAUAUCAAAUUUUUCUGAUAUGCAUGUUUUCAUACAUUGAUUAUCUUGCUAAUGCUUGACAUACAAGAAGCAAACAGAUAUCGUUUGUAUGUAUAAUGAUAUUUUUAAUCAUGGAGAUUUGCAUAUGUUUUUCUAUCCGAAUAAAUGUAUAAUCCUUCUUAGAUUUGAAAAAUGUAAGAAAUCGAAAAAGUCUAGAAUAGACUUUGUUAAGUGCUUUUAGUAGUGGUGACGUGAAAGUCAAUAUUUGUAUCAUGAAAAGACGCGAAGAGAGAAGCAAGAUUCGUUUAUAUUUAAAACAAUUGUAAAGAUAUGAGGGUUUAAUGAGAUUAUACAUAUAUAUCGAUAUAUCGAUUUUUCUUCAUAUCAAGUAAUUUUGAUGUUGUAUGAUUUAUAGCGUCGCUUUACUAAUCCCUUUCUUUCUUCUCCCUUUUAGAGAGGAGUUUUUAUACUUCGUAUAUGCGAACUUAAUUAUAAGCACUUUGUAUCCAACAAAGAGAUUAUGUCAAUUUACUCAACCUAUGCACAAUAUUUAGUGCAUAUUGUCGCAUAUGUUGUAUUGUUUAUUUUAUGAUCGCAUUUUACUGAUUGCACUGAUUUAUGAGUGCAUUUGAAAUUUCACAGUUUAGCAGAUCUAUUCGAAAUACUGCCGAGUUCUCAGGAACACGUUUGAAAAAAAAGGAAAA